Molecule: messenger RNA, 2596 nt
Organism: Salvelinus sp. IW2-2015
Lineage: Eukaryota; Metazoa; Chordata; Actinopteri; Salmoniformes; Salmonidae
Source: RefSeq, a predicted model, not a curated record
AUCAACAACUGUUCGUGACGUGUACAUGUUCUGCCACUGUGAGUGGUGGAGUUGGUGACGCUGAAGCGAAAGGCAAUUUGGCGCCUUUGGGCUAGACGAGUCAGGCGGGAUUUUUGGAAGACUGAAACCAAACUACCAGUGUACCCAAUAUACGGAAUUAUUGCUUAUAUGUGUCUUUAAUUCGUCUUUAAUAUCUAGAAUUUACUUUGCAGUUACAUGUUAAAACUUCGUUGUAGUUUAGUUACGCGGUUUUGGGCAGCUUGCUAGCCGAUCAUUUUCCAACUAACGUUAGCCAUGCCAUCCAACAAUAGUCGGAUAUAGCUAGAUAGAUAGAUAUUAUUUUAAGAUAUUUAUUUCCCUAGACAGACAGUUAGUUAUCAAGCUAUCAACUUUGCCACACAAUGACAGUUCGCGUAGCUUAGAGGUUGUGUCUUCUUAGAGGGAUCAAGGAGAAGAGCUGGUCAGUGAAAUUAUGGCUGGUGUCGUUGCUAUGGCAUCUGUCAUUGAAGAUUUUGAAACUCAGCCAUGCAAGAGAUCAUGCAAAGAUGCCCAUGCUCCUCCUGUCAAGAKGAUCACAAACUACUUUUCCCCUGUGCCCAAGCCCAUGGAGAAACCAUUCUCCCCACCCAGGUCCAACAACAUCAUGGAUUACUUCAGCCGGAAGACCACACCAGUUAGAGAGAAAGGUAGUACCCCAGAGCAGACUAAGGAGAACCGCCUGGGGCCCCAGCCCUCUGAAUCACCAGCCAGCCUAGACAGCCCUGUGAGGCUGCCAGCCAAGCCCCCUCAGAAACAGGGCAGGAAGCCCAGCAAAGUUGCCCGGCAGUUACAGGAGACUGAUGCUGAUGCAGGUUCCACUGAGACRGAGGAGUGUGUGGUCUUAGAGGGGCCAGGAGACAGUGAGGGGUCAGAGGGCAACGUAGUGAGCAGCAGCUGUGGCUUCCUGGGUAGUGACACAGCUGCCCUGCUGGCCCAGUUCAGUGCUGAUGCUGGCAUGGCUGGAGACACCUGUGGUAAGAUUGACCCUGGCGCGGCAUGUCCUGAGAAGGCUCAAAAAGACAAUCAUCCCAAGAUGGACUCUAAAAAAAGGGCUCCUGCAAAGAAAAAGGAAAGUUGCGACGGUUCUCCUAAAAUUCCUAGAAAAGACAAGGUGACUGUCAGUAAGGCUAAAGCCAAGCAGCAGGAGGAUAAGGAAACGGGGRAGUAUGUGCCCGAGGUCCAGGAGGCUGAGCUCUCUUUGUGUGAUGCAAGCUUAGAGGUGAACGUGGGUGAGGCGUCUCAGUUGAACGGGAGCACCGUCACCAUCUCCUUUGAGGACUUCCUGCAGACUCGGGGCCAGGGAGAGGAGAAAGUGGGGGAGAAAAGCGGAGUCGACCCGGAGCCAGAAGACACGUUGGAUGUACCCAAAGCCAAUGAGCUUUGUCCCCUGCAGAUAUCUCCUCGAACCCUCACCAUCCAAGCUGAGGUGCACACCAUUUCCCCCGGCCACGAGCCAGUCCUGGUUGCAGAGAAAAAGAUGGCCUCCAUCUUCUCCAGGGAAAAAGAGGGGAGCCUAGCACCUGUAGUGGUGAAGUCCGCUUCCUCUYCUCGUCCCCAGUCUAGACCGGAGCUGCUGCAUGCCCCAAAAAGGAAGUCCAACGUGGUCCUGCAGGAGGAGGACCUGGAGCUCAGUGUCGUUGAGUCUGAAUCAUCCACUCCCAAGUGCAGCCAGACUGAGCGAAAGCAGUUCAUGAGUGCUUUCAAGCAGCCAGCCAAGCCCGGCAAGGGUCCUGGGAAGCAGCCUGUGGACAGUGCUUUCAAGCAGCCAGCCAAGCCCGGCAAGGGUCCUGGGAAGCAGCCUGUGGACAAGGCCUUGGGGGAGGCUGGGGAGGAGGCCGCUGAGGAGGAGAACCACUCUGCUGCCCCAACAGAGGAGCAGCCAGGUAAAAAUGCAGCUAAGAAGAAACCGCAGAGACGAGGGAGGAAGAAGGCCUUGGAGCAGGAGUCAGUUCCCUCACCUGKYGCACAAGAAGACCAUGUUCCCAUGGAGACUGACGCUGUGGAGACUGAUUCUAAACCCAAAGGGAAGUCCAACACUGAGGCUAAACCUGAAGCAGAACCCACCACCUCCACAUCAACAACAGUCAGGCGGUCCACCAGAGAAGCCCCUUGCAGGCAGACACCUGUUGUUGAUCCAGUAACCCCAGUGAGGAAAACAAAAAAAGAAAGGGUGAAAGAUGUUGCAGCAGUCACCGAGGACUGCCCGGUCCAGAUGUCCACCCKGAAGUCAGACAAGUCCAGACACAGGGUGUUCAGAGCACAGAUGGUCUGUCCACCAGACAAGACAGGAAGUCCCAUCAGGAUGAAAUUUACCAGAGURGUCUUCCAAAGCUCUGCAUCAAAGUCUGAGGGUGGAAGUGAUUUUGAAAUCCUGAGUCCCCUAGCUACUAAGGAAUCCAAUGCAUCKAAAAAGAGAAAAAAGGCAAAGAAGUUGGUGGAGAAAGCCCGGGAGAUACAGCAGAGUAAAAAGGCAGCAGCGGAUAAGGAGGGUCAGAGGUCUUUACGACGCUCCUCCCGGAGCCAGGUCUCGGUCAAGAAGAGCUACAGUGAAGACGAG